AUGGUUCAAGCUAAACAAUGGGUAAUGAAAGCCGCCCCAAUCCCUGGGAAGCCAUUCAAUUUCAACUUUAAGGAUGACAAGGCUACAUUCAAACUAAUUGAGAAGGAAUUAUCUGAGAAGGAUCUAUCUGACGGGGAUCUACUAGUGCAAACCUGCUAUUUGUCCAAUGAUCCUGCACAGAAAUUUUGGAUUGCCACAGUGGAUAAGAAUUACUCUGCUGGUGUUUCUCCAGGUGAAAUUAUUCCUGCAAGAGGGAUUGGAAAAGUAAUUGCGUCGAAGAAUGCCGGGUACCAAGUUGGUGACUACAUUAGUACAUACACUGGAUGGACUACACAUGUCGUCAUCACGAAGACCAAAUUGGACGAAGGAUUCUCAUCCAAGAUUUCCAAAGAUAAAGUAGGGGAAUUAUGGUGGUAUCUUUCUGUGUUUGGUGGUACUGCAUUGACCGCUUAUUUUAUUUUUUAUAAGUAUGCAGAAUUGCAAGAAAGAGAGGAGGAUUAUGGUAAAGUGUUUUUAAUCUCCGGUGCUGCUGGAGCCGUGGGUAAUGUAUGUAUUCAAUUAGCAGUUCACGCAUUCAAGGCUUCUAAAGUUAUUGCCAUUGCUGGUGGUGCCGAAAAGGUUAAAUAUGUGGAAUCCUUUGGUAAGAAUGUUGUUGGUGUAGAUUACAAGGACCCCAAUUUCAAGGAAAAUUUAAUGAAAGCAGCUGGUGGAGUCAAUACUGUUGAUUAUUUCAUUGACAAUGUUGGUGGUGAGAUUCUUGAUUUGGGUGUCAAUUUAUUGAAGCAAAAAGCCAUGUUAUUAGCCUGUGGUUCCAUUAGUGGGUAUAAUGAUUCUUCGAAACUGGUAUUUAAGAAUUAUGUCUCUGUUAUAACGAAGAGAUUAACCAUUAAAGGGUUAUUGUUGACUGACAACCUUAGUGAAUUCCCUCAAGGUAUGGCCAAAUUGCAAGAAUUAGUGCAAAAGGGAUCACUUGAUGUGGCUACCUCAGCAACUUUGAAGGAUGCCACGGGUGAUAAAUUCCAAGAAGUUCCAUUGAUUUGGGAUGGAUUAUUCAAGGGUACCAAUAAGGGUAAAUUGAUAACUAAGGUCUGUGACUGCUGUUAG
Molecule: messenger RNA, 1104 nt
Organism: Naumovozyma castellii
Lineage: Eukaryota; Fungi; Ascomycota; Saccharomycetes; Saccharomycetales; Saccharomycetaceae
Exons: 1
Coding region: 1-1104 (367 amino acids)
Source: RefSeq, a predicted model, not a curated record